AUGAAAACUAACUCUAAUAAUAUACUAAGAAGAUAUUAUUAUACACAUCUUAUUAAUAUUUUAAGAUUAAUUGAGAAAUGGAAAAAAGUACGCAAAAAUUUAUCAAAUAAUGUACAAAAUUACUCAAAAGUCAAGGUUAAUAAGUUAUAUAUUACUCAGAAAAACUUCCUUAUGAACUCAAUACUCCUAGUAAACCCAGUAUAUUUUGAUCAGGCAAAAAGGAAUAUUAAAAGUACUGAAAUCAAUCAAAUUAUGCAAAAUAUAAUGGAAAAUAUAAAUGAAUUGCAGGGAAUUACAGAAGACUUAAUUUUAACUAAAAAUUGUAUAAGUAAUAUAAAUUUGAGUGAAUUUUCUAAUAAUUUAGAUUGGUUCUCUCCUAUAAUUGGAUCUGAAUCUAAAAUAUCACUAGAUAAUUUACAAAUCUUUCUUGAUGAAUGGUAUGAAUCAAUAAUAUGCGACUUUAAAAUACAAAAAAGAAUUUUAGAAUUUAUCUCAAUAUUAAGUAGUCAAGAUAUUGAACAAAUUCAAGGAUGUCUAAACUACUUCCAGUUAUCCCCAUUUGGCGAUAUUUUCGAAUCAAAACAAAGCUUUAAUUUAGUAAGAGAUUCUAUCAGAUCUUUUAUAACUAACCGCACUUAA
Cryptosporidium muris RN66 is the source of this 639-nucleotide messenger RNA. RefSeq lists its product as uncharacterized. The transcript has a single exon. The record is from RefSeq and is a predicted model, not a curated record. The coding region runs from base 1 to 639 and encodes 212 amino acids. Lineage: Eukaryota; Apicomplexa; Conoidasida; Eucoccidiorida; Cryptosporidiidae.